Molecule: messenger RNA, 1780 nt
Organism: Rattus norvegicus (Norway rat)
Lineage: Eukaryota; Metazoa; Chordata; Mammalia; Rodentia; Muridae
Source: RefSeq, a predicted model, not a curated record
AGUGCCCUAGUUUCUCUCAGUCUGAGUCUGGCGGUUACAAGCUAAGACAUGUUUUCCUGUCUUCGCAAGCGUUUUGGGAGGGGGAACGUCGAUUCUGGAGAGACUAAAGUGAAGGAGUCUAGCCUUUCGUCUCAAAGUAAUGAUGGACAGAGACAGCACUUCUGGGGAAUGUGGAACGCUAGGAGAGAAACAUCUUCCACUGAAACUGCCCUAAGCGAGAAGCAGGCCAAGAAGGAAAAGGAGAGGCUGAUUAAAGAGCUGCAGCUCAUUACCGAGGAGAGAAAUGACCUGAGAGAUCGCCUGAGGUUUCUGACAGAGAGAUCCAUGAAGAACAGGCCACACUUCAGGCCAAAUCCAUAUUAUGAAGACCUGGAGAGAAUGGAGGAGGCGGUCAUGUCAAUUCUGCACAACUUAGAGAUGGAGAACACUGAGAUCCAUGAGAACAACCAUAAGCUGAAGAAGGAGAUUACCUUCUCUAGGUAAGUCCUGGUCAGAAAGGCUAUUACCUGUGGAAUGAUCAUUUCUGACUUUCUUUGUUCUGGAUUGGACGGUCUUCAGUUCUGGUUCUAUCUCUUGUGCUGUUUACACAUCAGUGUGCCAGGGUCAUUAGGACUCAGUUUUCAGUUCCAUAAAAGACUGUUACUCAUCCCAGGAUUGUCUAGGCAUCUUCAGAAGGCUCUAGAUAGAACAGCACUGAUUGAAGUCAGCAGGUUAUUAGGCUGACCUGGACCUAUGGUGUCAUACCAGGUUUUACAAAACCCAGUGUGUGGACCACAUGGUUAGCAUGAGCUUCUCUUGGUUCUACUGACCUCCUUUGAGGGUGUUGGCCCACUACUAAUUGAUGUUGGCCCCAUGCAUUGGGCUUUCAUGGAUAGUUGUAGAUCCAUGUUUUUUUUGAGAGAUGCGGACACUAAUUGGUGCUCGGGCCAAACAAACAAUUUAUUCUUCCCGGAAUUUACUCUUUGUGGUUUGUGCAGCAGCCUUAUAUGUAUCGAAAUGAAUUCUAUUAAGUCUUCAUGGGUAUCUGGGUCCUGGUGGAGUUAGUGGCACUCGGGAGUGGGAAUGGGAGAAAGGGGCAGCAUGAUCUUACUAUGCAGACUGUAUUUCCAGAAACCUGCUCAGCCAGCUCCUGAUGGAGAACACAUGUAUGAAGAAGUUGGUCCCACUGAAGCAGGAGAGCAAGGAGGUACAUCUUGAUUGUGCACUGAACAAGAAAUAUUUGGUUGACUUCAACAAGAAAGAUAAAGACCAGCAACGUCCAGACCCAGCAUCAUCUGGUAGGGAUGAGCAGCUGUGUUAGCUUAAAAAUAUCUGAUAAAUUUUGCCAAUUUGAUACAUCUUUGCUCUCUCCUACCACCUUUUAAUUUACACUCACAACCAGCCAACCACCUCAUGUAAUGGAAUUGUUCAUUGCUCUGCCUAUGCACAAGUAUUCUGGGAAGCCAACCACUUUUCAGAAACUGAAUUAUUUUGCAAGUAUAUUUGUCUGCUCUUUUUGAAGCUGCAGUAUAGAAAUGGUGACAGAUUAAUAACAUACCUCAUUAUUGCAUAUCCAUGUGAUAGAUUGGAUGCUCUGUAGAGUUUUGAACAAGUUCUUGGUUCUUUGACAAAUGACACUCUAUGGUCAUGUGACUUCUUGUGUAGGAAGCACCUUUUCGGGAUAAGAAGAAAGUGCAAAUGUCAAAUUAGAACUUGUCAUUGGUUUUAACCUUGGUGACAUAUGGACAUCUCCUUUCUUCCUGCAACCCAAUGAGGUUCCUUCCAUUGCCCUGUUCUUGGU